Messenger RNA from Striga hermonthica, 182 nucleotides. The record is from the annotation of a GenBank genome assembly. NCBI's taxonomy places the organism in Eukaryota, Viridiplantae, Streptophyta, Magnoliopsida, Lamiales, Orobanchaceae.
AUGCUAGCAGUUGUCGAAGCUGUGAGAUGCUGGAGGCCCUAUUUAUUGGGGCGACGAUUUCGAAUUGUAACCGACCAGCAGCCGUUCAAGCAUCUACUCGAGCAAAGGAUUGUUACCUCCGAGCAGCAGAAGUUUGUCUCCAAACUCAUGGGAUUCGACUUCGAGAUAGUCUACCGGCCGGG